Messenger RNA from Amorphotheca resinae ATCC 22711, 684 nucleotides. RefSeq lists its product as hypothetical. Lineage: Eukaryota; Fungi; Ascomycota; Leotiomycetes; Helotiales; Amorphothecaceae. The coding region runs from base 1 to 684 and encodes 227 amino acids. The transcript is spliced from 3 exons. The record is from RefSeq and is a predicted model, not a curated record.
AUGGCGACGCACGAGAUCCCAGCAUGGGAGGCACCUCCGGUGGCCGCCAAGAGCUCCAUCUUCAGGAAUCACUUCCUCUACGCCCCGUCAUUCGAUAAAGUCAAGUCUUUCUUCAGCAGAAAAAGCGCGUCUGAUAUCCAAACCCUCGAUAAAGGAGUUCCCGUCGAGGGGGUCCCCUCUAGUCGCAAGUACUGCGGGCUCAGUCGCCGAACAUGUAUUAUCCUACUCCUCGUAUCUAUUGCCCUCGUCGCCCUCAUUAUCGGUCUCGCAGUCGGGCUUACCCGCAAAUCAUCAAAAGCGCAAGAUUUGCCGCUACCAUCCAAUACCGGUAUUUUUACCGGUGAUUUGACGUACUACAGCCCGGGUCCAGGUUACGGCGCAUGCGGCUACGAGAAUACCUCGUCGGAUUCCAUAUGUGCGGUGUCGCAUAUCAUAUGGGAUGCAGCGUCCACGAGCGCGAAUCCGAAUAACAAUCCAUUGUGUGGGAAGAAGAUUCGGAUUACGAGAUAUGAUCAGAGUGUAGGCGGGAAUAGGAGUGUGGACGUGGAGGUCGUGGAUCGAUGUGUGGGAUGCAAGGCCAACGAUUUGGAUUUGAGCUUGAAGAUGUUUACGAGCUUGGCGGAUGAGUCGCUCGGGAGAGUGCUGGGAAGCUGGGCGUGGUUGAAUCAAACGCACACUCCGUAG